AUGGCAAACACAGAGAGGAAAUCAAAAAAACGUAACUUCACUCAAUGUGAAGUAGAAGUUAUCGUUGGCGAGGUGGAAAAGAGGAGAAAAAUGUUGUUUGGAGGGCACAGUGUGGGCAUUACUAAUGCCAAAAAGGCACUUGAGUGGCAAACGGUGGCAGACGCCGUAAAUGCUGUAGCCUCACAACCUCGGACCGUGGCCGAAAUAAAAAAGAAAUGGUCGGACAUCAAAGUCGAGGCAAAAAAACGUCUAGCGCUCCAUCGCCAGAGUGUGUCUGCCACGGGUGGGGGAAAGGGGACACCGGAGCUGACCCCUCUUGAUGAGAGACUGGCGGCAAUUAUUGGGGAAUCCCUAUUAAGUGGAGUGGUGACUGAGGCGGAGGGGGACACUGACGCGCCAGAUGCACCGGGUGACACAGUUGCUGGGUGUUCCAGCGGGGCCAGUGGUUACGAUGCUGCAGCUGAGCAGCCGUCUGGACCCAGCGUCUCCACGGCACGCGGCUCUCAACCCUCCAGCAGUGGACGUGUCCUCACCGAUGCAGUCCUUGAAAUGCAGAGGGAAGUCAUUAGUUCAAUCAGAGAGGUGGCCAAGGAGUUGGGCGAAAUCAAGACUGCCCUGACUGAAAUAAACUGCACGAUGAGGGAAUUCUUGAAUAAAUAAUAUUUUCCA
Molecule: messenger RNA, 669 nt
Organism: Megalobrama amblycephala (Wuchang bream)
Lineage: Eukaryota; Metazoa; Chordata; Actinopteri; Cypriniformes; Xenocyprididae
Product: nuclear apoptosis-inducing factor 1-like
Exons: 2
Coding region: 1-660 (219 amino acids)
Cellular component (GO): nucleus
Source: RefSeq, a predicted model, not a curated record